Molecule: messenger RNA, 498 nt
Organism: Pseudomassariella vexata
Lineage: Eukaryota; Fungi; Ascomycota; Sordariomycetes; Amphisphaeriales; Pseudomassariaceae
Exons: 1
Coding region: 1-498 (165 amino acids)
Source: RefSeq, a predicted model, not a curated record
AUGAAUGUUCGUCACAAAAUCACAAUACCACCACUCAACGACGGAGAAUCCUUCCCAGAACGGCACAUCGGCCCUAACCUGCCAGCCAUAGAUGAAUGGUUUCGGGAUGAAACCCAUAUUGCCGCUUCAUUAUGGCGCCCAAACGGAACGAUAGCCACAAGAUCGCUCAGGGCGACUUCAGAUGGACCCGCAGGCCGCGAGAAGAUGGGACAAAGCUUGGAGGCGGCCAAAAUAUUGAGCAACAACCUGCAACAAUAUAGCACAGGAGAAAAUAGGCUUCAUGGCGACUUUCGUGCGCAGAGCCUACCAUCUUCGUCGACGAUGGAAUGGACGCAAGACAACAUACAACGGGGAGGGCCAUCUGGUGACGAGGAAGACCCGGAACCAACGACGUCCGAUUUCAUCACCGUCUUGAAUCUCAUAGGCCAGAUGAAGAAGCAGCCGAGUGAUUUGGUGCCCCACAGUAAAUAUACUGUAUCCCGGGCCAGGCGAAUUUAA